AUGUGGAGACUCCAUGAAGAAGGAAACAACAGUUUCAGCCUGAGCAAUGUUGUUUCUGGCAGCCGCAUCCUCGCCCAGAGCGGCUACGAAGGGGCGCAGGGCUUUUUCGCCGUUGCGGACGGCCCGGUCUACCAGGACCAAAAGUGGCAUCUUAUGAUGCAGACGGACGGAACCUUCGUCAUCGCUAAUGCUAAGUCCGGUCGACGCAUCUGGGCGCAGGACGAGGACCUUUGCUUGGAAGGGGUAGAGAUAAAUACGGGGCUUCCAACAACUGGGGAUCCGUUCGUGGAAGCCAUACUUGUUAGACUCUCAAAAUCAGGGCCCCUUGCUGGGCGCAUUUAA
This is a messenger RNA of Symbiodinium pilosum, 342 nucleotides long. The record is from the annotation of a GenBank genome assembly. NCBI's taxonomy places the organism in Eukaryota, Dinophyceae, Suessiales, Symbiodiniaceae.